AUGGCUCAGCUACUCUCUCCUGCAUGUACAGAUGCUCUCAAACUCCAUAACCCAUCUUUAAAUAUGUGCAAAAGAAGCUCAUGGAAGGCCAUGGCUAUAGGUGGAACUUCUUGUAACUUGAUGGGUCAUGGUGGUAAAAGAAGAGGUUGUGGCAGAGUCAAGGUUGCAACAGGGGAUCCGGCUUCCAGUAACUCUCUUGCCGAUGAUUAUUAUGCCGUUCUUGGUGUGCUUCCGGAUGCCACCCCAGAGGAGAUUAAAAAGGCCUAUUAUAAUUGCAUGAAGACUUGUCAUCCAGACUUAAGUGGCAAUGACCCAGAAACUACAAAUUUUUGCAUGUUCAUCAAUGAGGUCUAUGGGAUUCUCAGUGACCCUGUACAGCGCAUGGUUUAUGAUGAAAUUCAUGGGUAUGCAUUGACUGCAAUCAAUCCUUUCAUGGAUGAUUCCGCUCCAAAGGAUCACGUAUUUGUCGAUGAGUUUAGUUGCAUAGGCUGCAAAAAUUGUGCCAAUGUCGCCUCAGAUGUGUUUAGAAUUGAGGAAGACUUUGGACGAGCCAGAGUACAUAGUCAGUGUGGGAAUCCCGAAUUAGUUCAACAGGCAAUAGACAGUUGCCCAGUUGAUUGCAUCCACUGGACUUCUGCAGCACAAUUAUCCUUGCUUGAAGAUGAAAUGCGCAGAGUCGAAAGAGUGAAUGUUGCAUUGAUGCUUUCAGGAAUGGGAUCUGCAUCAGCGGAUGUAUUCAGAAUGGCAAAUUCUCGAUGGGAGAAGAGGCAGGCAAAAGUUUUGGAGCAAGCUAAAAUAAGGAUGAUGCAGCAGAAAGAUUCCAGCAAAACUGACACAUAUUGGAGCAACCUUUGGGGCAAUCCAAAAGAAUACAAGAAAUCAGAGGAGGAAGUGAAGGGGAGAGCAAGAAGGGCUGCAGCAGCUGCCCGAAGAUGGAGGGAAUAUUCAAGGAGGGGUGUGGAUAAGCCUCCCACCUUUAAACUUCCAGAGGCAGUCUCCAACAAAGAAAAUUAAUUGACCUGACCAGUAAUUAUUAGCCAUUUUACCAUUUAUAUUCUUAAACUCAAAAUCAAAUGCAUAUUAGUUUGUGUACAUGCACAAUUUACCAAUAGCAUUACCACUCAA
Durio zibethinus is the source of this 1125-nucleotide messenger RNA. Its product is annotated as chaperone protein dnaJ C76, chloroplastic-like. The record is from RefSeq and is a predicted model, not a curated record. Gene Ontology annotation, molecular function: electron transfer activity; iron ion binding. NCBI's taxonomy places the organism in Eukaryota, Viridiplantae, Streptophyta, Magnoliopsida, Malvales, Malvaceae.